GGCGACAGCUAGCCAGCUGCGCGUUCGUCUUUCUUGCUUGUGUUUUUCGGAUGUCGUAUCGGGAUUGACGUUUCAUUAUUAUUUUCUAACGUAAUAAACAAAUAAAGCAAAAUUAUUCGCAUGCGCGUGUGAAAAAGUUUACAGAUGACAUUAUCUUACAUUCGGACUCACAACAUAUUAUUGUUUCGGACGUUUUCAAAUUGUAAUCGUCGUUCCGAUGUACGUUACUUGGAUACCCAGUGUCUUUUGUCUGUAAUAAGAGUGAAUAAAACAAAAGUGGUGUUAUUUUAGUUCGUUCCUGUCAGGUACGUCCGUGGACAAGAGUGUGAUCAGUGAUUGUUGUCGUGGCCGGUUUCCGUUGAGGAAACUUUCAUAACGUGCAUAUUUCUGUGGGUAAUGCUUUCCUAGCGAAUGCGGGCCCAGCCUGCACGCAUUCUUUGGGGAAGCAAGUGCCGGCAAUAAGCAUUUUACGGGAAGCAGGAGGUGUGGGUGGCGGGGCCGGCAGCGGCGGGCUGCUGGCCAUGAACGCCACCCAGGUGCAGUGCGAGCCCCACGACUCAGUUGUUCUCAUUAAAUAUGAACAUCGAUCAGCCGGUGGUAGCUGGGAGGAGCCAGUGAGCGCGGUGCGGAACGCGCCGCUCCGGCGCUCGCAACGCCUCAACAGCACUCUGGACUCCCGGAGUACUGGCCAGCUACGCAACACACUGAGCCGCGCGCGCGAGCUGUGCGAGCGAUGGCGGAGCGGCGGCAGCACGCCGUCGCCGCCGACGCCGACGCCGGACGACGAGGGCGGCGGCCGGCUCGCGCGCUGGUUCAGCGUGCGACGCGGCUCCGCGCACCAGUACGACAUGCACGCGCAUGAGCCGGACAAGAUGCCGAAACUGCCGGAGCUAGAAGAAGACAUGUUUUCGUGCGGCGGCGAGGUGCGAGGCGGUCGUACGCCGCCGCCGUCGCUCGGUCCGCCGCCGGACGCGCUCAGUCCGGUGCAACUCCGGCGACGGCACGUUGUAGCCGCGAUCAUACAUAGCGAGAACUCGUAUGUGGCGACGCUGCAGCGGCUUAUUAAUGACUACAAGAAGCCGCUAGAAGAGAGCAGCCCGGCGAUACUGAACGCUAGCAAGAUACAGACGCUGUUCCACCGGCUGCCGGACAUCCUGCAGUGCCACUUGCACUUUCGCACCGCGCUCGCCGACUGCGCUCGAACGUGGGACCGCGACGAAAAGAUUGGCGAGGUCUUCCUAAACGCGUUUUCCAAAGCGGUGGUGCUCGACGUGUACUCUGACUUCAUAAACAACUUCUCGGUCGCCAUGGAGCUGGCCAAGAUGGAGUCGAAACGCAAGUCGGCGCUGGCUGACUUCUUCAAAGUGAAACAGAUCAGCGCACACGACAGGCUGUCCUUCUUCGGGCUGAUGGUGAAACCGGUGCAGCGGUUCCCGCAGUUUAUUAUGUUUUUACAGGAUCUCUUAAAGCACACGCCUCCGGGACACGUGGAUAGAGUUGCAUUACAACGAGCUCUGACCAGAUUGGAGGCGUUGGCCGACGCUCUCAAUGAGAGGAAACGGGACGCGGAGAGGACGCAGGCGUUCCGCGGAGCCCUAAGACGGUUGACACGCGGCGGUAUGACGGGCGCGGGCGGGGCGGGCGGUGCGGCGCGGUUCGGCGCCGCGCGGCUGCUCGCUUCGCGCGCCGACCGGAGGCAUCUGUUGCGGCAGGACGACUUGCUGCAAUUGGAGUUCAACCAAUCGGGCACGCUCACAAAGUGCAAGCCGCGGCGGCUGCUGCUACUCAACGACCUGGUGGUGUGCGUGUCGGUGGGCGCGGGCGGCGAGGAGGCGGAGCGGCUCGGCCUCAAGUGGGCGCACCCCGUGCAGGACGUGGACGUGCUCGAUACGGGCACCUCGCCGACGCUCAGCCGCGUGCUGGCUCAGGGAAUGAACCGCAGCGGAAGCCUACGAUCAAACUCGAGCAGUAGCACGUCCACCGGAGAUUCCCUUUGCAACGAGAUGUCAGCGCUAAUGCACGACUAUGAAACGGUAUCGAGAAUGGCCGAUUUGGCCGCUUCGUUGAAGACACCGUAUUCGGAAGUCGCGCCUGAAGUGUUUAAGGCUCUGUUGCAAAAUAUACAGAGGAGUAUACAGAAAAAAGACGACGAAAUGGCAUGGGUCGAUUCCUGUUGUCUCCAACUAACCAUCCGCGGUCGCGAAGAGCCACUAACAUUCAGAGCGAACGAGCCCGGUGCUAGACGUGCGUGGGCGACUGAACUACGGCUAGCGCAACUUGCGCAGGCGCGGGCUAAUUGCCCCGCUUGGCGGUUACCAGCAACUACACCACCACCGCAUAAGAUGCCGCUUUAUGUAACAGCCGCGCCCGUAUACUCGUCUAACAAUUUGACUGAGGUGAAAUGCGGGUGCUUCUACACAUCGAGCGGGUGCGCAGGGGGUGGUGUGCGGCGACGUGCGCGCUCGUUGCUGUGGGUGUGCGCGGGCGGUGCUCAGAACACGCAACUGUCUGUGCUCACACAUAGAGCGGCCACGCUAAAGACGCUAGUGACGUUGGAUCUACCGGAUACUAGGGUAAGCUCAAUAGAAUAUGCAAAAGGAGUGAGACAAGUGAACACGCUGUGCGGCGACACAGUGUGGCUCGGCACUGAAGACAAGAAAAUCAUCAUAUUCUCUGGCGUCGAGCCCGAGAAGCAAGAGAAGUUGACCGAAGUUCCCACUAUAGCUGCUGUUACGCAAAUCAAAUUCCACUGCGACUCCAUGUUCGUUGGUCUCGCCAACGGAAGGAUAUCAGUUUUUAGAAGAAAUCAUGACGAUUCCUGGGCCCUGCAGGAGCCUAUAGCGAUUGAACUCGGGGACAAACCUGUACAUUGUAUAUUACCUGUUGAUGGAAUUAUUUAUGCGGCGUGUGCGAAACGAGUGUUCGCAAUAAACGCUUUGACUGCUGAAAUCAUGCGUAUCUUAGAGUUAAAGGGUGAAGGAGAUAGAUCUGUAAAAUAUUUGGCGCAUUCCGGCGUCGGACUCUGGGCGGCUUUCUCAGAAUCGACGUUCGUAAGUCUGUAUCAUACCGAAACAUUUGAGCAUUUACAAAAUAUCGACAUAGCCGCUGAUGUGGCUAAAACUAUUGGUGCUAGAGAAGGAAGCAAGCCAGCCCACGUUUCAGCUUUAUUGGCUGUUCAAGGGCUCCUAUGGGUCGGUACAACGGCUGGUGUUAGUGUUACUGUACCGUUACCGAAACUAGAAGGCCUGCCUCUCAUCGGUGGACACAUUGCCGUGUCCUACCAUGCUCACGCUGGCCCCGUUACAUUCCUACUACCAUUGAACACCGAGACUAAAGAUGUUGAUGUCAACACUGUUAGACGUAAUUUAUCAAACGCACGCGCACUCGCCGACACAGCCCACGAAUUCAAAGAAGAAGAUGGCAAAGAAGACACCGAAAAACAUAAAUUAGAACGAAGGAUAUCAGAAGAAAUGAGUCCUUAUAGACCGCAGCGAGUGCAAUCAGCUGUGAUUAGAAGGAAGAAACCUGGUGACGUGCGUCUGAGCAAAACUCUGCCAAAGUGCGCUAAUUUGAACGCGUGUGAUGUCUACGGCCUAUUUGGGGAUCUAAUGUUUGUAAAGGACUGCGUCGGAGAAAGUGACGUUAAUGGCUCAGGCGGUGAAGCGUUAAGGCGGAGUGACCCAGAAUUAGCAGCUAUCCCAUUCCGUGUCAGCACACUAGAUAGACGGCUACGCAUGCGAGCUGGUAGACCUAGAAGUCUAGAUUUGUCCAGCUGGUCGGUCGAUUCACGAGCUUCGAGUCUAUGCACGUCGUCUGGAAGCGAAGAAUCUAUGGCAUUGCGUGGUGUAUCGCGAACUAGUUCAGGCGCGUCGGGAGCGGCGAGUUUAGCUCCUUUAGCCGCUUCCACACCUGAUUCGUCAUCGGGCAAGUCGAGUGCAUCAGAACGCUCCGUAUCGAGAAGCGAUUCGGCAACUGCUCCAGCGAAUGACGCGAGAGGUCCAAAGAAGAACGCCGUCAGAAGUCUUCGAGGGGCGGAUUAUAUAGUGGGCGAUGGCGCGUCCCGGAGGUCUAUAGUGACGGUGAUGGGUGGGCGUGGUUACGUCGACUGGAGACAAACAGCUGAUGCUUCGGAACGCCCGGCCCCUGCCGCUGACCCCAAUCCCAAAGACGCGCAUCUCAUCCUAUGGGAGAUGCGCUUGUGACCUCGUUAGAGGCGGAAUCUCUAUACGUAACAACUCGGUGUCAUAUAGUGUAAAUAGAGGUGCAUGUUGUAGAUAGGUGUACAUUCGUUCUGGUGUCUAAUAUUGUAAUAUAGCUAUACCCUCCCUGUUAACGCUUCGCCGACGAGCGGCUUCGGUUCCAAUUUGAUACAAAUGCGAAGAGAAAAUUUAUUGCACACAGUGUAAUUGCGUUCGUGAUAAGCUUUAAAUUAUUUUUCGAAGUUGUCGUUUAAAUGUUAGAAAAUGUAUGAUAUUUACAGUUAUUCAAUUAUAUACGCGCAGGUGCAUUAUUUUUUGUGAUCUUUAUAUUGAUAAUAAUAUGUUAUAUAUUGUGAAGCAUUUCGUGUUUUCUAUGAAAAAUUUAAUUAUCUCUCACAAACCGGUUACACAUUAUGUUAUAUUAAUUUUUAUUACUAAGCUCUUGAUUUCCAAAAUGUUAAAACCGCCAUAUUAACAUAAUAUAAUUUUGUAUUGUUAAUUUUUAAAGCGUAAUUGUAAAUCUUGGUUAAAAUAACAUUUUAUAUUGUUAAGUAUCAACUGUUAAUCUGCUAUGGAUGACUGGACAUUUUUUUCAUAUUGUACAUACCUACAUACACAAAAAAUAAGUAUUUAAAAAUAUAUUAAUUUAUUAUGAAAUAUCAAUCUUAAAUUAUAAAGUGCUAAAUUAUUUUUUGAUCUGUGAAAAAUUGACUAAAAAACUACUAUCACAUUAAAUUCGAAUUAAAAAAAAUGUAUAUUAUUUACUAGCAUCAUUUGUAUCCAUAAAAGAAAUAUUCAAACACAGUCCAUAGUAGACAUACUAACGAAACCUAGUGGCCUUACGUUACUGAACUUUCCAGUGUGAUUAUGGCAUUCGUUUAAGCUUUAUGGUUAGACAUUAUGUCGCUUUAAGAAUUAGACUGAUUUUAUAUUAAGCGUUUAAAUUGUAUAAUAAGUUAAACGAAUAAGACGAAAUAUACGACAAAUACGAUCGAACAUCCAAAACUCAUUUGUGACUGAGCACAAAAACCUUUUAUCCGGUUGAAUUUACUUCUGUUUGCGAAAAUAUAAGUUAUUUCACAAAUAAUAUUCAAAAAAUAGACAAUUUUAAAAUGUACUAUGGAAAUAGCGAUCACAAUUUACUACUGAUUCUUAAUAAAGACUGUUACAAUUGCACAAUAAUUGUUUGUAUUAUCUUUUAAUUUCCAAAGAAAUAGUACCAAUAAAAUUUCAUUGUUCUAUACCAAACGCAUAAAUUCCGUGCCAAACUUCAGCCCGUAGUUAAUACCGUACAAAUGUUCAAUUUUUGUUUAUAUUUUCUUUUUUAUUCAGAUGUCUCGAAUGUUACUCAGAACCUCAUUUUUUAAAUUGUUUUUAUGCAAACCGUCACAAAAUGUAAGUGUUAAGGUGUAAAUAAAUUUUAAGUUUAUAUGUAUACACCUGUA
Molecule: messenger RNA, 5644 nt
Organism: Colias croceus (clouded yellow)
Lineage: Eukaryota; Metazoa; Arthropoda; Insecta; Lepidoptera; Pieridae
Product: rho guanine nucleotide exchange factor 10
Exons: 14
Coding region: 522-4202 (1226 amino acids)
Biological process (GO): actin cytoskeleton organization; positive regulation of stress fiber assembly
Molecular function (GO): guanyl-nucleotide exchange factor activity
Source: RefSeq, a predicted model, not a curated record